Molecule: messenger RNA, 1929 nt
Organism: Fusarium musae
Lineage: Eukaryota; Fungi; Ascomycota; Sordariomycetes; Hypocreales; Nectriaceae
Exons: 2
Coding region: 1-1929 (642 amino acids)
Biological process (GO): regulation of transcription by RNA polymerase II
Cellular component (GO): mediator complex; core mediator complex
Molecular function (GO): transcription coregulator activity
Source: RefSeq, a predicted model, not a curated record
AUGGCACACGGCGACGACCAACCGCUGUCUAUACGACCAUCUCCCGUCGCCGAUCGUAAACCUCAGAACAUCGCAGAGUUUAUUGCUCGCGCCAACGCGCAACCUGGCGGGUUCAGAGCUAUAAAUGAGGCCAAGCUAAGGGAAGAGCUUGCCCAAGAGGAAGCGGAGUAUGGGGAUGCGCUAGACAGAGAUGUUGAUAUGGCCGAUGGGGACCAAGACGACGACCACGACGACGACGACGACCAGGAUGCGCCGAGAGACCUCCAGGAAGUGCGCAUGGAAAUGCUAAAGAAUCUUGAGUAUGGAAGCCCGCUACAACAUGAUCAUAAACUGACAUCACUCAGCGCCGCGGGAAAUACAGCUCUUCUUACACUCGACUUCCUCUCCCUCCUCAUCUCGAAACAGAACCCUACACAGGCUGGCGUCACUCUAUCGCAAGGCCUACGCGACAUGGUCGGCAUCGGUACAUUGGGAACCGACAGGCUCGAUAACCCACCCGUGACUCCAGCCAAAGUUCAAGAACAGGAGAACAUAGCAUUGGGCCUAGCACUCACACAGACGAACAAAGCACGGGAUGCUGCCGAGGCUGCUAGUGCGUUCUUGGAGAAAGAAGUUACGGUUGAGGGCAGGUACUGGGAGGAGAUUACAGCAGUUCAAAAGUCCGGGUGGUCGAUAUCCAGAGUGCCACAAGAAAGGCACACACUUGGUGUUCGAUUCGGCUUCUCAGAAGCUGCACCCGAGUACAGGAAUAGUCUAGCACCCAUGAGGCGAGGCAAUGACGGGGCAGUUCAGCUUGAUUGCGGCCGGCUGGGAGGAGUAUCUGAGCGAGUUGUCGUGAGAUAUGAAAGAGACGGUCAAGUUACCGGCCGCUCUGCUUUACCAGCUGAGACGGCUGCUGACGCUCCCUUGGAAGAGCGUGUUCUUGAAGCCCGAAAUACCAUUUUCUCACAAGAGCUAUGGCACGAACUGACACGCGAAGCCCGCACCCUUGCAGCAUACGAGGUCAAGCCAUACGACUCCCGUCUCAUCUGCGAUAUUGAUCCAGCAUCCAAAUCAAGGGUCAUCUUAGAACUGGUGCCGCUUGGCCCUCUAGCUUCUUCAGAUGAUGAUCUCCCUGAUAACCGAAUUGCUGAGACGAUAUCCCUCGCGCUGCAUACCCUCCUUAGCUACGCUCAUCGACAGAACGAGCUCACAAGAACUCGCCCAAUUCCGCCUCACAUCCCACGAUCGAGAGGCCAGCAAACACAUGCUCUUCUCCGUCCUAUAAUCGCUCGCCUCAUGCACCUCCACAACGUCCAAGUCGUCACUAAGCACAUUGGCGCCCUCGUUCAGUCUCUUCAGCGCGCUGGCUUCCCGUCCCGUUUCGUCCUCAGCACAACCCCUAUUUCUCUCAACGACUCAGAUCACGCGAAUCAGGGACCCAACCAGCUUGCAUCGUCGCAGAUCAUGAUUCGGAAUAUGCUGCAGCCCAUCGAGUUCAACAUCAAACUAACCAUUCUUCCCAAUGUCAGCUUCACCGUCCGCGGCCGGACAUUCCUCAUGCCCGUCACAGCGACUUAUUACUAUGUAAUCAGUCCCCCGAACUCACCUCUUUCGGCUGCAUGUGCACCAUAUCGGGAGGGAUAUCCAGACGCAAAUGCACUGGCUGAUUACCUCGGCACUGCUACCACGCGCCUUCUCGUCGAGCACUACCUCGCUAUUCUCCCCUACCCAUGGUCCAAAGGCAUACAGGGCAAUGCCAUUCUCAACGCCAAGAACGAGGAUUGCCGGAUGGUCUUCACAGUCACGGAAGAGCCGGCCCUCCAUUUAAAGGGCACGUCUAUCGUUGACGGGCAGCUGGUGUCCCAGGAAUGGACGUGGUCAGACGACGCUACCAAAACACACGUUCAGGACAUCAUAGAUACCGAGGUUUCUAAAUUGAACCUCUAA